Messenger RNA from Tribolium castaneum (red flour beetle), 1935 nucleotides. RefSeq lists its product as hypothetical. Lineage: Eukaryota; Metazoa; Arthropoda; Insecta; Coleoptera; Tenebrionidae. Bases 269 to 1078 code for a protein of 269 amino acids. The record is from RefSeq and is a predicted model, not a curated record. The transcript is spliced from 2 exons.
ACCCUAGUCUGUACUCUUUAAGAAUGCCAUGCAAUUAAUUCACGAAAUAAAUGAAAUGAAAUGUUUAAAUUUACCGCGCUGUCAAUCUCGCGUCCCUCCGCCCCCACAAAACAAUAAUCGAAAAUAGUGAAAAUUUUCACGGAAAUGUCUAAAAACCAUAAAACAAUGCACCUAAAAUCGCGCUACUAGAUCGCCCUUGAUCUCUCCUUACCGUCAAUCGCUAAAAAACUAAAAAUAAAUAAACGCACAUAACCUCAAACUUGCAAAGAUGGUAAGAAAACGCUCAAGAAGGUGCGAUAGUGACGACAACGACAGUGAUAGUGACGUGGAGUUCGAUGUGCAACAGCGUUCACAGCCAGCCCCCAAGAAAUACAGUCUCCGGGAGCGUAAAAAAGCCCCCUCGUUGACCGCAGACUUUGACUAUUACGGUCUCGACGAAGAGGAGACCGAGGCCAGGGGGGCCUCCACCGACGAGGAUUUUGAGGUUGCGCCUGAAACGAAUGUGUCUGAACCAGACAUAGACCCUGCAAACUCAGAAGGUCUCAUCGAUUUUGAGGACAUAAUUCGAGCAGAUAUUGUGGUAAACAGGAAUAAAAUUGACUAUGAUAAUCUGAUUCAAAAAUCUGAAAUAAGGUUAACACAGCCUAAAAGGCGAGGCAGAAAACCGAAAAAUUCGGUUGAGGAAAAGAAAGAGCUUGAUGAAUCAAAUUUAGAAACUCUUUCACACUUAGAAACGACUGAUAAUGCGGUUGGAGAAAAAAUUUGUGAUGACACUAAUGAAAUUCUUCAACCUGAGAUACGGUUCUGUGAGGGUGAAGAUGCACUUCCCAAUGGUUUCGAUGCAGAAACUGAUCCUUUAGUGAUAAAAAAUGCACAUUUGCUAGAAUCGGCAGUGGUUAAUGUAACCCCCGAAAAUGGGAUAAAGAGUGAAGUUAAACCUGUGUUCAUCAAGAAUUCAGAUUUGGUGGACACAUUAAUUACUAAAGCGUUCCCCGAAGAAGAAAAAGUUCUUGAGGAGGAUGACGACGUUAUCGUACUAGGGGAGCUUAAACACGACGUCAUUGUUUUAGAUGACUGAACUGUGUGUAAAUAAGGUGUAAAAUAAGUCAUUAUUAUUAGCAAUUUGGUUUUUAUAUUAUGUAUUUAUUGAAUUCUGAUGAGGUUAGUGUUUGAAAAAAGUGCAAGUAAUUAGUCAUCUCACAGAGUGAAAAGGGCAAGUUGUAUUAUUACAUAAAGAGAUUUUAUUCAAUAAAGAAGGUUAAAAUGUUAAAUUAAUCUUUAUUCAAUAGAACAUAACAUAACAUAGCCAACUAUGUUGUAUAGUUGGCUGUGCUUUCCCUAUUCAGUAAGGACGAUUUCAAGCAUUUCUUCAACAUCUUCAUUCUUAACUCUGUCACAGCCACUUUUGCUCCUCCUUCUACGCCCAGGGCUCGUGAACCCUUUAAGUUCGCCCUUUUCUAUAAGUUUCAUUUCCUUACUGACUUGUCUAUAAAUUUUUUCUGAUACUCCAGUUGCCAGUAAUACUCUUUGCCUGUAGUGGGCAAGGGGCACAACAGGAGCCUGAGUUUCUGCUUCUUUCAUCAUAAAUUUCAACACAUUGGCGAUAAUUGCCCGACUUUGGGCAUUAACCACUUUCCCCCGCACCCCCACCUGUUUUUCAGGCUCCAUAUUACAAUUUUUAUAAAACUACAUUAAUUUUGUAUAUUAAAAAAAUGUAAACAAUAAUGGGGUUAUCAAUUCACUAACUGUACCAACUACAAGUGGCUAAAAUCCACUACAACGACAGUAAAUUUUCCACUAGAAGACUGGAAAAAGUUUUCCGCAAUUAAUACUAAACGAAGCGUUUUACCAGUCGGUUAGUUUUUAUUUUCGCCCCUAUGCCCAAGAAAGACCCGUGCAAAGUGUUCGCGUGCAGGAUUCAGAAGUGUCUCGAAG